AUGGGCAUUCUCAAGGACCACGCAGGAUUUGCCGACAAGAUUCAUGGCGAAGUGGCAGCGUUGCCGGCCCCUCUCGCCAGUCACAUGGACGCAAGUAACGUGGCAUUAACUGGUUCGAUCACCACUGGGCGCGAAAGUAUGAAGCUUGCCGCGAAUAACCUCAAGAGCGUCACUCUUGAGACUAGCAGGAAGCUGCCCCUAAGCCCACAGGUGUCCAAGUUCCCAUAUGAACGAGUGCUGUCGUACAUUGAGAAGGGAAAGCAAAAAGUUGCAACAGUCAAGCUUGGAGGGAAGCCCUAUUAA
Messenger RNA from Clonostachys solani, 303 nucleotides. The record is from the annotation of a GenBank genome assembly. Lineage: Eukaryota; Fungi; Ascomycota; Sordariomycetes; Hypocreales; Bionectriaceae.